Lobosporangium transversale is the source of this 1105-nucleotide messenger RNA. RefSeq lists its product as hypothetical. The transcript has a single exon. The record is from RefSeq and is a predicted model, not a curated record. NCBI's taxonomy places the organism in Eukaryota, Fungi, Mortierellomycota, Mortierellomycetes, Mortierellales, Mortierellaceae. Bases 178 to 825 code for a protein of 215 amino acids.
CCUUUUUUAUUCACUUCAAGUACUUCGAACGGCUGUUGUUUCGAUAUUUUUCCUCCUCAUCAAACAAUCCAGCUUUCUCUACACGCACAUCCCACACCCGUUUUACACGGCAUUGUACAUACAUACAUAUAUAUACUAUCACUCUUUACUCUCACUCUCCACUCUUACAAAAUCACCAUGAAACCAACCAGUCUUUUCUUCAUCACUGCGCUCAUCGGUGCCGCAAUCAUCAAUAAUAACGCAGCAGAGGCCUUGCCUAUCUCCACUAUUUUAUCUUCCCCUUCACCUCAUCGUCAUCAUCAUCACCAUCACCUUGCUGAGGCAUCAGCAUCAGCAUCAGCUCCCGAGCCCGUACCGGCUCCUGCACAAGUCUCACCCUUUGCAGGACGAACACGACCCAGAUCCUCAGCCUCGAUCCCCAAACAUCGUCGGGCCUCCAAAAAGAUCAACAGGAUCUUGACCCAUGAUCACCAUCACUCCAUUGCUCGCCGCGCUACUUCUUCUGUUGCCUCUUCUUCCUCUUCUUCACACUCUCAGCCUUCGAUCAAGAAGCGUGCUUCGCACCAAGGACAUGUUGUACUGGAUGAAGAAGACGAUGAUGCCGGGAAUGAAUUGUUGGACACCGAGACCGAAGGCUUGGUUCGUCCAGAUGAUGAUGAUACUAUUGAGGGUGAGAUCAUUGAGGAAGAAGGAGAAGAAGGAGAUGGUCAUCCUUUGAUGGCCGAGGAGAUCGAGAACGAUAUCGAUCAGCUCAUUGCUCGAGCCAACUUUAUGAAUCCUAGAAAAGCUAUUCGUAUCUUCACCAAGUUGGUCCGUAAAGAGUGAUGGUGAAUGUAAAAAAAAAAAAACAAAAAUGUAUAUAUACUCUACUAUCUUUUCUUCUCCCUCCAUUCCAGCAUCAUUCAUUGAUUGGUGUGUAAUUACUCUCUUUUCACCCUUAUUGCAUAUUGCAUUUGAAAUAAGUAGUGAAAUGUCUACAUAUUGGUUUUCAUACUCUACAUAUAUAACAUCUCCAAAAUUCCAUCUGAUUAGAUGGACAAUAGAGACAUAGAACAUUUAUUCAGUAAUAGACCUUAAACUCAUUAGAAGCUGUAAAAUAUGAGAA